AUGGCUGAACAGGAGACCCUUCAGUUUUCUCGCCUUGAGGCUUCUUUUAAUCAUGCCAAAGUGCUACCGCGGCAGAACUCGGUAGAGAUGAAAGAUGUUAAUCGCCAUGCCCAGGCUGGUGACCUGAACUCGAACGAUUUAGACUUCGACCUCGCCCUGGAUCGUGAUGACUAUCCCAUCGAUGCCCUUGAGUCACUUCAAGAUAUCUUCUCUGCUGCGCAGCAUCAUAAGCAUUUUUCAAACCCAAGAAACUUCUCCGACGUAUCCUUUAUUAAGUGCUUUGACUCGGACGGGAAUAGAUCAAUGUGGCGUCUCUUGGAUGCUGGAAUGUUCUCGGAUCUUUUACAGAAAGUGUCAAAUCCUCGUGCUCCUGCGCCGAAUGAGCGAGCGGAUCUAAGGCCACGAAGACUACUUGCAUUUUUCGUCCCGCUCAUACCAGCAAAGAAUACAUCGUUUGGAAGUCGAAUCGCGAUGACUCAGUCCAAUACAAAUGAAUUGUUCCGGACACUCAGCAUUAACCCGUUAUACAUCAUGAACAUGCUGGGGAGGCCCGAUUACUGGGCCCCGCAGACACGAUGGGAAUCGGACGGAAAUGGCGAUUUUUUAGCCUGUGAUUUUUUCUGCCAACACCCACGUUGGAACCUACACUUCCAAGGUGCACCUCUCUCGGUAUAUAUGCGCUAUAAUAGUGUAUUGAAUCUCACGACAUAUAUUAUCUCUCACAAGGAGGGUGAUUCUAGCAUACGGGUUUUAUGCGACAUUCUAGACACCACUGUAGAAACAUCUAAUACUAGCCGAAGGGCUAGUAUCUUCCUCAGAGACCCCUUUGAUAUUGCCGUUAUACUUUCGACAUUAUCUUUCGAGGCUGCGAAAUUCCAUGCACAAAAAUUCCGACGUUUCAUGUGGACUCAGGUUAACAAAGUUGACGACCACCUAGCGGGCUUAGAAGACAGUGACAGACGCCAACUUAGCGAUUUGACAAAACAGCUGCAAAUAAUAUCCCAAAACGCGGACUCCCACAUCGGGAACGCAGAUGUUUCUAUCAUAACCGCGACAGCGAUACGUACCGUCCAUGACCGUCUACAUAAGGCCAUAUCUAGCCCAAAACAGAUCCACGAACGAGCAGCGGACUCAAUUACUUACGUGAUUGAAUCUAUGCAGAAGCAAAAGAUCUGGUUUUUGAACUACAAGAACCGCAAAGAUAGCACUAUGGCCCUAGUGUACAACCUCGUGACACAGCAGGAUGCCGCCAGUAAUAUACAGAUCGCUUCUAGCAUGAAGCGAGAUAGCACUAGCAUGAAUGCAAUUGCGGCGGUGACUAUGGCAUUUCUCCCGGGGACAUUUAUAGCAACAAUCUUGGAUGCUGGUAUAUUCGUUGCGGCAGAAAACAGUUCGCGCAUCCAUGUCUCGGGAUUAUGGUGGUUAUGGAUAGUGUUUACAAUUCCCCUUACAUUGAUGGUUGUCGCAUGCUGGUGGUGGUACAAGAAACGGAAGGGAAAAGUGCGUCUGGCACCUAAAAUUGAUGCAGACGACGGUGACACUGCGCCACCCUUGAAGAGCACACCAAUUCUUAAUUCUUUCCGGACAUGGAGCCGGAAUAAUAGUGUCGCAACCAAGGUUUGA
Messenger RNA from Aspergillus puulaauensis, 1623 nucleotides. RefSeq lists its product as uncharacterized. The transcript has 7 exons. The record is from RefSeq and is a predicted model, not a curated record. NCBI's taxonomy places the organism in Eukaryota, Fungi, Ascomycota, Eurotiomycetes, Eurotiales, Aspergillaceae. Bases 1 to 1623 code for a protein of 540 amino acids.